AUGCGGUCCCGCGAGGACAGCGAGGAGAUCUCGCUGAAGCACAGCGGCUACGCCUACGUCUACACGCGGGAAGGGUCGCUCGUCGCCGGCGGCAAGUGGGUGCGCGUCGCCGCGGACCUGGAGAACCUGACGCUGCGCCUCGACAACACGCACAUGACGGAGACGAACCGCGACAAGUACUGCAAGGAGAUGACGAUCACCGCGGGCACGACGGUGCUGCGCGCGCCGCAGCCCGGCCGGCCGCACUGCCUCGCGCUCAGCGACUUCAACGCGGCGUCGGGCAAGCGGCGCGUGCUCGACUGCCUCACGCAGGAGGGCGUCACGGCCUGGUUCGACCUGCUCACCCGCGUCGCGAACACGGACCUGGACACGCUCCUGGAACCGCUCCGCGAGGCGCGCGAGAAGCGGCGCGACGGCGGCGACUUGGAGGACGCGCUGCGGUCGGCGCCGGCGAAGGUCGAGGUGGCGCUGCUGGCCCUGCGGCGCGGGCGCCUGCCCGCGGACUACGUCGCGCGCGACGCCGCGGGCAGGGGCGUGACGGCGCUGCUCGCGGCCGCGCGGAGCGGCCGCGCGGACGUCAUCGGCGCGCUCGUGGGCCUCGGCGCCGCGGCGAACGGGCCCGAGCUCGGCGACUCGGAGAAGGCCUUCGAGACGCCCCUGCUCGGGGCCGUGCGCGCGGACGCGCUCGACGCCGCGCGGGCUUUGCUGGCGUCCGGCGCGGACCCGACCUUGGCCGACGGCUUCGGCGCGCGGGAGACGCCCCUGCUCUGCUGCGCGCGCCGCGGGUCCGCGGAGAUCGCCCGGGCGCUCCUGCGGUCCCUGGCGAAGCUCGCGGCGGGCGAGGCCGACGGCGACGCGCGGAGCGCGCUGCUCGCGCACCCGGACCGGCGCUUCGGCCUCCACCCGGAGACGGCUCUGGAGGCCGCGGCCGUCGCGGGCCACGGCGCCGUCGUCAUGGCCCUCGCCGGCGGCGCCUUCGCCAAGGCCGAGGACGGCACGCGGUGCACGUGCCGCGCGACGGCGACGGCGUCGGACCCGCUCACCAAAAAGACGCCGCUCCACCUCGCCGCGGAGCGGGGCCGCGCGGCCGUCGUCGCGCCCCUCGCCGCCGCGGGCGCCGUCGUCGACGCGGCGGACGGCGACGGCGUGCCGCCCCUGGUCUACGCGGUGCGCGCGGGCCACGUCGCGUGCGUCGCCGCCUUGCUGCAGCGCGACGCGGUCGCGGACGUCGGCGCGGCCGCGGCCGGCGAGGCCGACGCGUCCGCGCGCGCGCGCCAGCUCGUCGCGGCGACGCGGGACCUCCGCGCGAGCCUCGGGUCCGCGGCCUUCGACGCGUCGUCGGCCGCGGACGUCGCGCGGAGCGUCCGGAGCGUCAUCCGCGACGGCGAGCUGCCGCGGAACGCGGGCACGGCGCUCGCCAACUUCCCCGCCGACGUCUGCGCCGCGGCGCCCGACGACCGCUUCACGGCGCUGCUGCGCUGCUGCGCCAACGGCGACGGCCAGGGCGCCGAGCUCUGGCUCACGCUCGGCGCGGACGCGAACCACGCGGACCACGGACCGGAGAAGCGGACGCCGCUGAUGGCCUGCGCCGCGCGGGGCGACACGCACCUCGCGAAGAUGCUGCUGGCCACGGGCCGCUGCGCCGUGGACGCGCGCGACGCGCUCGGGUGCUCCGCGCUCUGCCGCGCGGCCGAGGCCGCGGCGCGGAGCCGCGCGGUGCCCGUGACGGCCGCGUCCGCGCGCGACGUCUGCGCGCUGCUCCUGGCCCACGGCGCGGACCCGCUGGCCAUGGACGCCAAGGGCCGGAGCCCGCUCUCCGUCGCCGCCGCGGACGCGCGCGACGCGCGGCUCGUGUCCGCGCUUCUGGCGGCGCCCGAGGCCGGCGGCGCGCCCGACGGGGGCCGGAAGCGGCCCGACGUCGACGCGCCCCACGGCCCGCGCCUCGCGACGGCCCUCAUGCUCGCGGCGGCGCUCCCCGAGGCGUCGAGCGUCCUGCGGACGCUCCUCGGCGCGCCCGAGCUCGCCGCGGACGCGGGCCUCAAGCGCGCGGGCCUCAAGCGCCGGUCGGGGUCGCGCGCGUCGCUCCAGAAGCGCGACGCCCGGGGACGGACGGCCCUCUUCUACGCCGCCGAGGCGGACCGGCCCGAGAACGUCGAGCUGCUGCUGGGCCUCGGCCGGCGGUCGUCCGCGGGCUCGGACGCGGGCGCCGGCGGCGACGCGCUCGCGGAGAUGCUCGACGUCGACGCCACGGACGACUCGGGCCACACGGCCCUGCGCGUGGCGACGGCGGCCCACGCCAAGGGCGCCGUCGGGGCGCUCCUGCGCUUCGGCGCGUCCGCGUCGCGGCCGCGCGACGGCCCGCUCGCGAGCACGCCGUCGGGCGCGGAGCGCCCGAAGCGGCCGCUGUCCAUCGCCCUCGAGGCCGGCGACGCCCAGAUCGCCCACACGCUGGGCCGCUUCCGCGCGUCCGUGCUCUGCGGCGACGAGCCGGCGACGCUGCGCUACGUCGACCGGGGCAACUACGUCGUCGACGAGCCGGCGGGCCUCCGCGACGGCGCGGUGACCGCGCUGCUCGUCGCCUGCCGCCUGGGCCACGGGCCCGCGGCGAAGCGGCUGCUGGACGCGGGCGCGGACCCGAACAGGGCCGACGCCGCGGGCGAGACGCCGCUCCUCGCCGCGGCGCGGUCGGGCGCGCUGCUCGACGGCUGCCCGCGGCCGCCCGGGUCGCCGCGCGCGGCGGGCGACGAAAGCGGCGACGACCCGGGCGAGCGCUGCCUCGCCCGGGCGCUCCUCGACGCCGGCGCCGACGCGCGGGCCGCCGACGACGCGCGCGCGGAGACGCCGCUCCACGUCGUCUGCGGCGGCGGCGGCGCCGCGGGCGCGGCGAAAUUCGUCGGCGGCGGCCGGACGCGCGGCGAGGCCGCGGCGCUCCUGCUCGCCCGCGGCGCGGACCCGGAGCGGCCGGACUGCGGCGGCCGCACGCCCCUGCUCCUCGCGGCGGGCGCGUGGCCGCCCGCGGACGCCGCGGACUACCUCGAGAAAACCCCGGGGAGCGACGGCGAGCUCGACGUCGUCGACGACGUCCAAUCGGCGCGGCCCGGCGGCCGCUGCGACGCCGCCGAGGUGCUCAAGGCCAUUUUAUUGCACCACGGGCGGAGCCCCGUGGACCUGAACCGGCGGUGCCGCGUCGCCGCGAAUGUGCGGACCGGCGCGGCCGCGCACGAGCUCACGGCCCUGGGCGCGGCCGCGGCGGCGGGCCGCCGCGACGCCGUGCUCGCGCUCCUGCGCGUCGGCGCGGACCCGGACGUCGCGGGCGACGGCCGGGGCCGCGCGCCGCUCGCGAUCGCCGCGGCGGUAGGCUCCGCGUCGGUCGUCGCGGCGCUCGCGCGCGCGCCCUGCGCCGUGGACCGCGUUUCGCCGGAGGACGGCGGCGCCACGGCGCUCCACGAGGCCGCGCGGGCCGCGCGCGUCGCCGCCGUCGCCGCGCUGCUCCGCUGCGGCGCGGUCGCGGCGGCGCCCGACGCCGCGGGCCGCGCGCCCGUCGACGUCUGCGGCGAGGGCGCGGGCGGCGACGGCGGCGACGGCGACGCGCGGCCGCCGGGCGAGCGGCGCCGCGCCGUCGAGGUGCGCCUGCGCGCCAUGCGCGCGGCCGUCGACGGCGGCGACUACGCGCGCGUCGCCGAGCUCGCGGCGCGCGGCAACUUCCGCCUCGACGCGGGCGACGGCGCCGCGGCGCUUGAGGCGGCGGCCCGCGACGGCGACAGCGCCGGCGUCGACCUGGUCGUCGACGAGGCCGCGCGAACCGGGAGCCGCGUGCUCGGGCCCAUCGGGUCCGCGGCGCUCCUGCGCCGGGGCUGCGUGCCGUCGCCCGACGGCGCCGGCGCCGCCGCGCUCCUCGCCCUGGCCGUCGACGUCGGCGACGACGACCUGCUCGCGCUCGUUCUCGCGCGCGGCGGCGACGCGGCGAAGCCGUCGUCGGGCCUGUUGGACGCGGCGGAGCGGCCCAAGGGAUUGGCGCCGGGCGACGCGCGGGACCACUACGGCGCGGCGCUCUGGGCCGCGACGGGCGGCGACCGGCGGGGCCGCGGCGGCGGCCACCUCGAGGCGCCGCCGCUCCUGUCCGCGCUCGCGCGCGCGGCCGCCGCGGCCGCGCCGCGCGGCGCGCGGGCGCUCCGCGUGUUGCUCGACGGGCCCGAGGGCGACGACGGCGCGGCGGCGGACGCCGUGCGGCGCGCGGUCCACGCGCCGGCGCCCGCGGGCGGCGCGCCGGCCCCGCUCGCGUCGCCGCUCCACGCCGCGGCGGCCGCGGACCGCGUCGAGGCGCUCGCGCUGCUGCUGCGCUUCGCCCAGGGCGACCAGUCGCUCGGGGCGCUGGCGAGGGACCCGCACCACCGCACGCCGUUGCACGUCGCCGCGAGCCACCGGGCCUACGACGCGGCCGCGGCCGCGGUCCUCGUCGCGCUCCACGCGGGCGACGACGGCGCGCGGGGCCGGCUUUUAGCGGCGGCGGACGCGGCGGGCGCGGCGCCGCUGCACCGCGCGGCGCGCGCCGACGACGGGGCCGUGGCGUCGCUGCUGCUCGGCGCGGGCGCCGACAGCGGCGCGAGGGAUUUGGGCGCGCGGACGCCGCGCGAUUCCGCGCGCGGCCGGGGCCGCGCGGCGCGGCGCCUCGACGCGAUGCGCGCGGCCAUCGGCGACGGCGACUUCGACCGCGCUUUGAGACUCGUGGCGCGGGGCUGCUUCGCCAUCGACGCCGCGGGGCCCGGCGGCGAGACCGUGCUCGCGCGCGCCGCGGCCGCGGGCCGCGACGACGUCUUGGAGGCCGCGCUCGCGCUCGCGGCGACGUCGCCGGCCGCGGGGCCCGCGCCGGCGCACCUCCACGGCGCGCUGGCCGCCGCCGCCGCGAAAUGCCAGCCGCGGGCGGCGGAGGUCGUGCUGCGGUCCGACGCGACCGCGCGGCCGCGGCCCGAGGACAGCGCGCCGCUGCUCCGCGUCGCCGUCGCCGUCGCGCGGCGCCGCCACGCGCUCGCGGAGCUCCUGCUCCUCCGGGGCGUCGAGCCGUUGGGCCCCUGCGACGGCGCCCUCUUCGACGGCGCGGACGUGCUCCCCCGGGGCGACGCGGCGCCGGUGCAAUCGCCGGACGCGCCGCCGCCGCCGCCGCCGCAAAGGGCGACGACGCCGUUCUUCGUCGCCGUCGAGACGGGCGAUUUGGACGCGGUGCGCAUCUUCCUGGACCAGCGCGUCGCCGUCUUCGACGUCGACGCGCCGCGGCCCGACGGCUCCACGGCGCUCAUGGCCGCGCUGGCCCGGGGCCACGUCGCCGUCGCGCACGCGCUCCUCGCGGCCGGCGCGGACGCGACGGCCGCGGACUCGUUGGGCCGGUCGGCGCUGGAGCGCGCCUGCUUCGACCACGCGUCGGCCAAGGCCGAGCUGCGCACCGUGGCCGUCGCCCUCGACGCGGCCAGGGCCCUGGCGGCGGGCGGCGACGGCGCGGCGCCCGCGCGGCGGACGAACGCGGCCUUACUCGACCGCGCGCUCGCGCUCGCCGUCGCCCAGCGCGACGCGGGCGCCGUCGCCGCGCUCCUCGACGCCGGCGCGGACGCGCUCGCGCCCAUCGACGGCGGGCCCGCGACGCCCCUCCUCCGCGCGUGCGGCGCGCCGGACCUCGCGACGCUCGCGGCGCUCGUCGCGGGCCGGCCGCGGGACGUCGACGCGCGCCACGGCGCCAACGGGACGACGUGCCUCCAGGUGCUGGCGGCCUCCGGCGACGCCGACGCGUGCCGCUGCCUCCUGGGCGCGGGCGCGGACCCCGCGCGCGCGGACGCGGCGGGCCGGGGGCCCCUCUGGCACGCCGCGCACCGCGGCCACGGCAACGCGUGCCACGCGCUCGCGGCCCUGGCGCCCCGGGACCGGGCCGCGCGGGCGGCGGUGCUCGACGCGCCGGACCGCGACGGCCUGACGCCGCUCCACGCGGCCGCGCGCGUCGGCGCGCGCGCGGCCGUCGCCGCGCUCCUCGCCGCCGGCGCGGACGCGACGGCGCGCGACCGCCGCGGCCUCACGCCGCGCCAGCUCGCGCUCGUCCACGGCCACGCGGCGGCGGCGACGCAGCUCGCGGCCAUGUCGCACGCGGUCAUGGACGGCGACUUCGCGGAGUGCAUCCGCCUCCACCGCAACGGCAACUGGCCCCUCGACUGGACCGUCGGCAACGACGACCUCGACGACGGCGGGGGCCUGGCGUCGUCGACGCGGACGGAGGUCAUCGGCGAGCUCGAGCCCGUGGAGGACGUCGAGGAAUUGACCUAG
Aureococcus anophagefferens is the source of this 6303-nucleotide messenger RNA. RefSeq lists its product as hypothetical. NCBI's taxonomy places the organism in Eukaryota, Pelagophyceae, Pelagomonadales, Pelagomonadaceae. The transcript is spliced from 3 exons. The record is from RefSeq and is a predicted model, not a curated record. Bases 1 to 6303 code for a protein of 2100 amino acids. Gene Ontology annotation, molecular function: protein binding.